GCCUUCUCAAAGAUACGUGCGAGCUCAUGUAUUGCAGACGGCAUAAGAGCUCGCAAACGCCAGAAUCUACGAUGGAGAGGGCGUCCAGCUCGUUGACGAUUCAUCGCCAUGAUGCGUGGCAGCACACAGGUAGAGAUCGACGCACUGGAAUGGACAGAAUGGAUGUGUGUGUCUGUGUGUGGCUGUCUGUCUGUCUGUCUGCAGGCGUCAUCGACGACAGUGGGUGCAAUGUUAUGCUCGGGGCGCUCUUUCGCCGACUCAAUCACCUCCCCUACUCAAAGUGAGCGAGGCCAUGUGUGUGCAUUGAUUUGACUGCUGCACUGUGUCUGUCUGUCUGCUGAAUGAAUCAAUGAACCUGCAGUCUGCCGUAUCUAUCGGACCACGUCAAGCAGGCGCCCACAAGGUGACAGAAAAGAGAGAGAGAUGACUGACUCAACAAGACAGUCAGUCAAUGGUGUCUUAUGGGUGUAUGUGUCCGAGUCCAUCGACAGGUUCAUUGUGCUAUGGGUGGUUGCGUGCGCGUCGACGCUGCUCUGUGUGGCCAUCAUCGGCUACCACUGGUGGUGCCACUUUCGCGUUGGUACACGGACUCACACGCGCACUCACUCAUUGUGUAUCUGUCUGUAUGUGUGUGUGUGCGACUUCGUUGGGGUGUUUUGCGUGCAGGCGAUGAGCUGCGAAAGUCUCGUGGGCGUGUUCUGUUGCCGAGGCAAACGCGGCUGACCUUCAAAAUCCUUGUGAUGGUGCCGCAAUUGGCACUAUUCAGCUGGUCGGUCGGACAGAAGGGCGGACAGUCAUUCUCUCUCACCUCUCCCCCUCUCUGGGUCUGUGCUUCAGUGUGGGCUUGUUCUACAUUCGUCUAGGGCGUCUGUUUGGUCUAUUUUCCAAUCUCGCUUACAUGACCGCUCUCUUCGCUCUCUGGUGAGCCGCGCACAGAGGCAGACAGGCAGACAGGCUGGGAAUGGAUUGACGAUGGGUGUGCUCAGGGACCUCCUGUGCGAGAUGCUAGGAGGCCCAGAAAGGUGAGCGACUCACCAUCGGAUGGAUGGAUGGAUUGCCCAAGGAGAGUCUUGCAUGUGCUUCGUUCAGGUGUAUAGCGGUGCUCCACCACGAACCUCCAAUGAAGUUCCUCACCGAAUUUUGGGUGACACAGCGCACCAACAGACACAAAUGCACCACCUCACACCGACCAACCUGUGUGUCUGUGUGUAUGUCAGAUUUGCAAGUGUUUGAGGCCGCUGGAUGGGAGGAGAUUCCAUCUGUCGCACUUCUACUGGAGCCGUAUAAUGGUCAGUCAGUCGCCCCACUGCCACACCCAUGCCAUGAACUGCAUCCCUAGGCUGCGCGUGUGUGUGCGCAUCAAUCAGGUGAUGCAACACGCCAUGAUCGGGCCGGCCCUUCUGCUGACCCAAACACUGGUCGAGGACUUCAUGCCGAUGCUCGACUGGGUGAGUAUUCUGGCCGCCAGAUGCGUGUGCGUGUACACAGCUGUGCGUGUGUGUGUGCGCUGGAUGUGCGCAGGUGGGGAUCUUGUCUCAGGUGGUGUGUGGGUAUGGUCUGUCCAUUUUGAUAGCGGCGAGCAGGAAGCCGCUGCGGGAGUACAGGAGCGACUGGAAGGCAUGGAUGGUCAUGAUAUCGGAUCCCGCAAUUAUGCAGUACCUCAGGUGGGGUGGGGUGGGUGCAUUCACUGCCACCUAUCUCCCAUAACACCUACUCGCCCAUAAUGCGUGUUUUUUCAGGCUGGUGCUGACGUACCUUGCACACAGGAGGGUGUGUGCCGCUCUGCUCAACCAACAGGAGCCCGCUCCAUCUUACACGGAGGUACGCAGACAUCGACACGCACAUAUGAUGCGUGUGCAUGCGCAGCGCGCGGUGGCGUGUGAGUGAGUGUGUGUGUGUGUGUGUGCAGGAGGUGAUGAGUGAGGCGUAUGCCAACUGCCUGACGUGUGUCCUCACUGUCCCGCUCUCACUCUGGGCGGUGUACGCAUUCCCUGCACGAGAGGUACACACCAACAUACACAGCAACAUACACACACACAUUCACGCGUCGGUGCCUGUGUGUGCGGGUCUGCGUCCUAGGUGAAGCAGUGUGUCCAUCGGUUUGUGGAGCCGCGAGGUGGUGAGACGCAGGACAACGAUGAGAACAAUGAGGAAGACGACACCAAGUGAGCGACACACACACUCAGACAGACAGACAGACAGGCACGCACCCACCUCCGCCUGAGUGUGUGUGUGUGUGUGUGUGCGUGUGUGUAGUUUGUUGAGCAGCACAUCCACCCCGCCCAGUGAACACGACACUGCGACAGAGACACAUAUACUCGCCGUCGGGUGGGCACAUCUGAUCGAAAAUCUGAUACAUACAACUGUGUGUGUGUGUGUGUGCAGGUCGAGUCAUCGGCACUCGCCGCUUUAUGAGAGGCAGUGGACGGGGGGAAUGGCAUAGUAUAGUCAGGGAGGGAGCGUAGCUGUAGAUUGUGGCAUGCAGUGCGUUGAUCGAUGUGUUCUUCGUUCCUUCGUUGAAUCGUCCAUUAAUUGUGCUGGCUGGCAUGAAUGUAUAGACAUGCAGAUUGAGACGACCAUUGAUAUGAUUGAUGCAUGGCAUGCAGUGAGCGACUGACAAGACGACACAGUCAGCAGUCAAUCAGGUCGGACGACCU
This is a messenger RNA of Vitrella brassicaformis, 2657 nucleotides long. The record is from the annotation of a GenBank genome assembly. NCBI's taxonomy places the organism in Eukaryota, Vitrellaceae.